Molecule: messenger RNA, 926 nt
Organism: Salvelinus sp. IW2-2015
Lineage: Eukaryota; Metazoa; Chordata; Actinopteri; Salmoniformes; Salmonidae
Product: 5-hydroxytryptamine receptor 3A
Biological process (GO): regulation of membrane potential; monoatomic ion transmembrane transport; signal transduction
Cellular component (GO): neuron projection; synapse; plasma membrane
Molecular function (GO): transmembrane signaling receptor activity; acetylcholine-gated monoatomic cation-selective channel activity
Source: RefSeq, a predicted model, not a curated record
GGCGUCUCCACUAUGGAGGACUGUUCCUAUCAUCGUCUUCAGGAACACUUGGGUCUGUCACAGAAAAAUGAAAGUACAACAGGUCUGCGGCCUGUGGUGCACUGAACCAAUGUUACCUGUACAUCAAUUUGAAUUGAUUCAUUUCUGAUUGUCAGCAGAAUGAGAAGUCCUCAACUUUCACCAGCUAUGUCUUAAUCUCAACAGCCUGGGUGAAUUACUUCAUAGCUUGGGAACCAACGUAAUUUUGUGGAAUUUCAAAAAUGACUGUUCCAAGAGAACGGGUCUGGAUACCAGAUAUAGGUAUCCAAGAAGACAUCUCUGAUACAAGUAGUACCAUAUUGAGCCCAUAUGUCCAGGUGCAUCAUAAUUGGUUWGCUCAAGUGAUUGARCAGCGCCGGCUAACCACUUCCUGCAAGAUGGAUCUUUAUAGGUUCCCCCUUGAUACCCAGAGCUGCAGCAUCACCUUUAAGUCCAUGAUACACAGAGCAUCAGAUAUAAAAUUGCGGGCAUUCGCCAGCACCACUGCAGUGAACCACAUAACUAGGGAGAGCAUGACUACACUGGAUGAGUGGGGCUUCCUGGGCAUUGCUAUGACUGAGGAAGAACCAAAUUAUGGUGGUGAUGAAAGAUGGCAUUACCUAAUCUACAAGAUCACCUUGCGAAGGAGGAUCACCUUGCCACUAUUAUAUAUAAUCAACCUUGUGGUACCAAUCGCCUUUUUUCUUGUGUUGGAUUUGGCCUCCUUUUUCAUCAGUGAGGCCAAAGGGGAAAAGCUAGGCUUCAAAGUGACCAUACUCUUGUCCAUCUCUGUCCUAUUGUUGAUUCUCAAUGACAUCCUGCCCUCCACAGCAAACAACCUGCCAGUGAUAGCUCUUUACUGCAUUGUAAUCUUUGCCCUUCGGCCUCAGCCUCCUUGGACAUGCUGA